AUGGUUUCAAGAAAUUAUAUGCCAAGGUUGGAAAAUGUAGUUCUACACAAUGAAGAUGAAUCAAGGCAUAAAUGUAAAGUCAAAUGGAGCAAGGAAGACACUAUACUUCUGAUAAGUGGAUGGCUUAAUACAUCUAAGGAUGCCAUUGUGGGGAAUGACCAAACUUCUACACAUUUCUGGGCUCGGAUUGCAGAAUACUACAACACCAACCAAAAAGGUGAGCAAGCAAGAACUGGAAGGCAAUGGAAAGAUCAUUGGAACAAGAUGAAUCAAAAGGUGGCGCGUUUCAAUGGGUGUUAUAAACGAGUACAACAAGCACAUCACAGUGGUUGGUCUGAUGAAAAUAACAACUCAAAUUUUCUGCUUGUGGACUGUUGGAGAUUGCUAAAGGAUGAGCCGAAAUGGAAUACAAUGUACCAACCAAAAGGUGGUAAGAGAACAAAGGUGUCAGAUACAGGGGAAUUUACUUCUUCUUCCAAUGCAGACAUCAGUGAUGAUGAAGUACGUGAAGUGCGCCCUACUGGCCAAAAGGCAGCAAAGAGAAAAGGGAAGGAAAAAAAAGACACACAUGCUAGAUUUAUAGAGAUUAGUGAACGGAAAGCAUCUGCAUUGGAGAAAUUGGUGGUGAUAAAGGAGAAAGAGGCAACGAUAAAGGAGAAAUAG
Humulus lupulus (European hop) is the source of this 663-nucleotide messenger RNA. Its product is annotated as glutathione S-transferase T3-like. The record is from RefSeq and is a predicted model, not a curated record. Bases 1 to 663 code for a protein of 220 amino acids. NCBI's taxonomy places the organism in Eukaryota, Viridiplantae, Streptophyta, Magnoliopsida, Rosales, Cannabaceae. The transcript has 2 exons.